Messenger RNA from Fusarium redolens, 1030 nucleotides. RefSeq lists its product as uncharacterized. Bases 241 to 636 code for a protein of 131 amino acids. The record is from RefSeq and is a predicted model, not a curated record. Lineage: Eukaryota; Fungi; Ascomycota; Sordariomycetes; Hypocreales; Nectriaceae. The transcript has a single exon.
GGCUGAACAGCCCUGUGAACGCAAAAGCAAAUUCGUACUGCGCCCAAUGCCAAGUCAAUAGCAUAUCACUAGUUACAUGCAACGUUUUAAUUAGAUAGCCAACAGGCAGUCAGGGGAAAGAAGUCAACAGAUCGGUGGGUAAAUAACCCGACUUUCCCGCCAUGUUUCUGACUCAAGUCUUCCUUAUUCCCGCUCACUCUUUUUCGUCGUCUUGACUGUCAUUCAUUCUUACUAGCCUCUAUGCUGUCUCCCAACGUUUUACGUACCCUGGCACUUCUUGUUACUGCUGUAAAUGGAGGCCCCUGCCGCCCAACAACAACUUCAGCUGGAACCACCGUCGAGGUCACCUCGACUGCAACUGUCAUGGGUAGCACCACCGAUCUGACAUCCACUAUUAUCGAGAGUGCCAUGGAGACUGAGACAACCGGUAUUCCCACCCUUGCCACGCCUAUCAUUGGAGAGUCUACUACUACCGACGCGACGAGCACCACGACCAGCGCCGCAAUUGGGGACACGCCAUGCUCUGAUGAUGACGGCUGUCUUGUCAACCCUCAAUUGUGUGUGGUUAACAGACUGAAUGUCUGCUCUUGCGUGGACGCCAUUUGCCAAAAGCAAAUCUUCAUAUCUGCGGUCUGAGCCCGACUUCUGAGCCCUUUGCGAUUGUUACCAAGCCGAUUGUAUCUGCCCACCAUAGAUUCCAGACACAUCCAACCUCACGUUGACUGGGAAAACAAUAUACGAGUAUUGAACUUGGUUUGGGUCAGGCACUGCAACGGGUAUCACAUCACGAAGGAGAAGACUUGGCAUACUCUUUGUUUAGUUCCAUUUGAACGAAGUUGGAUCAUAUAUUUCUAUAAUUCUUUUAAUCCAUAGUGCAUCAGAGGUAGCUCUGAUUUUAGUUUCAAGAGAGUAUUAAAUAAAAAGAAUGAUGGGUUAGUUCACGUUGUUGUGUUCUGUGGUGGUGAACAAACAGCUGGUACAAGCGAACACUUCAGCAUGGGCGCUAGAGAGAACUAUUGAAUUUUGAGCC